AUGUACAUUGAUCAGUACAAUGAAUCCAUUUUCAAUUGGAUCGAGGAGGAGAUUCCUGAUAAAUAUGAUUCAAUUGUAAAGGAUGAAGACCAAGUUGAUGAUUUUACAUUUUCGGACACGAUUUUACCUGGCCAUGAAGAGGAUGACGUGGUGUCAAGUAGGAAACCACUUGAUCAUUCAUUUCUUAAUGCCCUUUGUCCUAACAAGAAACUAGAAGAUGGUUCCAACACAGAUGCAACAGACGAAGAAGUUGAUGUGAAACCAACGUAUCAUGUCCAUGAUCAAAACCAAAAUUGGAAGAAGAUGGUUCCUAUACUAGGUAUGAAGUUUUAUGACCCCAGUGAGCUUAAAUGUUUACUGAGUAAUUAUGUUGUUAGACAUGGAUACAAUUUAUGGAAAUUGUUUUGGGCUGCUGUAAAUAGUACCACUGUACCACAGUUUGAAGAAGCCAUUGAUGGAAUUAAGAAAUUAAACCCCAAUGCCUAUGAUCAUCUUAUUGACAGGGAACCAAAAUAUUGGUUAAAGGAUUUCUUUGUAUAA
Molecule: messenger RNA, 540 nt
Organism: Lactuca saligna
Lineage: Eukaryota; Viridiplantae; Streptophyta; Magnoliopsida; Asterales; Asteraceae
Source: the annotation of a GenBank genome assembly